AUGUCGAUUCAUGAGGCUGAUGCUCCCAACAGUAGAGCAGCCCAAGUGCCUGACUGGUUAAAUUCUGUCAUUGAUAUACCUGGCUCUUCAGUAGGUACAGUGCCACAUGAUGAAGAGUCGACACAAAAAAUACAUUUCAGUAUGCCUUCUAUACUUACCAAUCUUAUGAUAAAGGAACUUUAUCACAAGUUCUUUGGUCCCCGUGUUGUUUCCAUUGGUCCACACUUCCACAAAUUACCUCAUGUUAAACCCAUGGAGAAUUUCAAACGGAAAGCAGUGAGGGAAUUAGCAGAAAGAGUAAAAAACGAUGUAUCCAUUGAACAGGUGUAUGCAAGUGUAGAAGAACACUUGCUCAAAACUCGGAAAUGUUACUCUCCUCAAUUCGAACAAACAAGUGACCCUAUGUGGUGUCAGAUGAUGUUCCUCGACGCCUGCUUUAUUAUUGAAUUCAUCUGCAACGACAAUAUAAUUACUAGUGGCAGGAGGAGCUGGUUGAAUAUGAAGAAACAUGAUAGAGAUUUGGUGCGUCAUGACCUAUUAUUGUAUGAUAAUCAAUUGCCUUUCCAAGUCAUAGAUGCGCUAGCACGUGCAUUUAGAUGUGACGAGUUUACAUUGCACCUUUUAACAAGAAGGUUCCUCCAAAUGCCAUUGUUAAACAUAUCUUCUGCUCCAACUCCUACGUAUCUUGAUUAUAUCAAGGGUGUCCCUUGUCUUCAACAUCAGCAGGGGGAGGCUCAAGCUCCUGUACAUCUUCUUCAAUAUUAUAGAGACCUAUGGAUCAGUGUUUUAUUUGGAGAUGAUGCAGAAGAAGAAGACAACAACAACAACAAAGAAGAAGAAGAUCAUCUUGCGGUGUUCCCACCUUUCACAGCCACAGAGUUGAAGAAAGCAGGUAUUCGAUGUAUCUGUGCAAGUGAUCUUUCCACAGGCAUCCGCUUUGAAUCAUCCAUCUUAUCAGGAAUGUUAUUCCUUCCAAAACUAACCAUCGACGAAUGGACUGUGAAACUUUUUUCUAACCUAGUUGCUUACGAAUAUGCGUGCAGCUUACAAAAUAUAUCCCUUGGGAUCUUAUCUUACUUGAAUUUCAUGUGCAUGUUAAUAAAUGGAGAGGAAGAUCUUAAGGAGCUGCGAGCCAGAGGAGUAAUCCAGAUCAACAUCGUUGCUGGUGAUGAUCAAUUGAUUGGAUUCUUGAGAAACAUAGCACAACCUACUGAGUCCAAUCCUCAAGCUAUUAGGAAUGUCAAACGACAGAUUUCUACUUAUUUCAGAAGUAAACGCUUCUCCCUAGUAGUUGCCUGUGCUGAAAUGAAGCAAAGGUACUUUAGUGGUCCUUGGAGUUUUCUUGUGUUCCUCGCUGUUAUUUUCACGAUGCUCAAGAAAGGGAAGCCCAAUGUGUCCCUCUAUGCACAGGAUCCUGGAAGGGCAAGAUCACAUUGGAUCAUAC
This is a messenger RNA of Capsicum annuum, 1444 nucleotides long. RefSeq lists its product as uncharacterized. The transcript has 2 exons. The record is from RefSeq and is a predicted model, not a curated record. The annotation marks the transcript as partial. Lineage: Eukaryota; Viridiplantae; Streptophyta; Magnoliopsida; Solanales; Solanaceae.